Molecule: messenger RNA, 1054 nt
Organism: Lindgomyces ingoldianus
Lineage: Eukaryota; Fungi; Ascomycota; Dothideomycetes; Pleosporales; Lindgomycetaceae
Exons: 3
Coding region: 1-1044 (347 amino acids)
Source: RefSeq, a predicted model, not a curated record
AUGCUACUAUACGAGAAGAGGGAGACAGGGAACAAUUCCAGCGCGUCAACGCGUGAGGACGAGGAAGGCCGUGAUGUUGAAACCAUUCCCCCAUACGAAUACGUCUGCAUUCACCGCCCAUACUUCGACCGGGAAGCCGAGUAUCGGGUGACCGAGGACGAGGGUGAGGAAGGUGGCGUAUCCAAGAAACUUAUUAAAGAAGAGGAGGCUACAGGAAAUAUUUUCCAGCCUUCCACUAAGCAUAAGGAAUGGAAGUGGAUUAUGCUGUGUGAAGGGUGGACGACGUUGUGUGAUUUCAAACGCAAAGUCAAUUUCUGUGAUCCAAAUAAUUUCGGAAUGCACAUUUACAAUGACUGGAAGGGGUAUGGAGUGACAGAAGCAGUGGAGAAUCUCUUGAUUGCGUUUGAUGGGGCGUUGAAAAAAAAGGAUGAGAACAUGUGCUUUCAGGCGUGGGCUAUUGUUAGCUCAAUUGCGCACUGGUUGAAUGAUGGUGUGGACGGAGGAAUGGACUUCAUUCACACCGACGACGGCGACAGGGCCCAAGCGCUCAAUGAACUCGUCGGAUGCGCGCUGCUCACCGCACUUGCUACUAUCGAAUCCGCAGGCGAGCUCAAACCCGACUCCAUGUUCUUGGACCUACCCAUUGUCAUCAGCUCCUUCCUUGAGUGGUCUGAUGACCUUGAAAAGUACGGUAUAGAAGACGACGCCAUAUUCUGGCGCUCGCACGCUGUGGAAUACUUUACCAAAGCAGUACUAGACCCUUCCAGAGGUGUCUUUGGUACUGAGAAGCUGCUGGAGAAACUAAAAGAGGCUCAGGAUGGAUAUGAGGAGGACACAACCGGAAGGUCAGAGAGAGACCCUUGGGCUUGGGGAAAGAAACUCAGGCGAUACAAGAAGAGUUAUGGUCCGAGAAUUGGUGGGUCUAGUUAUGAUAUCACGAAGAUGACUAGGGAGGAGAGGGCAAAGUACGCAUUUGACGGGAAGGACCCGCUGAAGAACAUAUCUGAGAAAGAUAUAAAGCAGGGGAACUUGGCUCUCGCCUAACGCGUCGCGG